CGCCGUGCUCUACGUGUUCGGCAGCAACGCCGUGGAACGAGCACGGGGACAAGAUCCCGGAUGAGUUUGACAGCGACCCCGUUGGGAUCCGGCACCUGCGCAGAACCUACAAGUACUUCAAGGACUACAGGCAGAUGAUCAUCGAGCCGACGAGCGCGCGCCUGCUGCCCGACCCCCUGCAGGAGCCCUACUACCAGCCCCCCUACACGCUGGUCAUCGAGCUCACGGGGGUCCUGCUGCACCCCGAGUGGUCGCUGGUGACGGGCUGGCGGUUCAAGAAGCGCCCGGGCAUCGAGCACCUCCUGCAGCAGCUCGCGCCCCUCUACGAGAUCGUCGUCUUCACCUCCGAGACCGGCAUGACGGCGUUCCCGCUGAUCGACUCCAUCGACCCGCACGGCUUCGUCUCCUACCGGCUCUUCCGCGACGCCACGCGCUACAUGGACGGCCACCACGUCAAGGACAUCUCGUGCCUGAACCGCGACCCGGCGCGGGUGGUGGUGGUGGAUUGGCGCCGGGACUCGUUCCGGCUGCAGCCGCACAACGGGCUGGCCCUGCCGCGCUGGGACGGCGGCUCCGAGGACCGCGCGCUCUACGACCUGGCGGCCUUCCUCAAGACCAUCGCGCUCAGCGGCGUGCAGGACGUGCGCGCCGUGCUGCAGAAUUACUCGCACGAGGCCGAUCCCCUGGCCGCGUUCCUGCGGCGCCGCUCCCGCCUCCAGGAGGAGGAGCAGCAGCGGAGGGCGGAGCUGGCGCAGGGCCGGAAGCCGCCGGGGGCGGGGCCUUUCCUGGGCUCCCUCACCGGGCGCCUCUGGCCGCGCUCCAAGCAGCAGUGACGUCACCGCGGCGUCACCGUGACGUCAUCGCCGCGGCGGGACGGCGCCGUGGGGGGAGGGGCACCCCAAAUCCCCCCUCCCCUCCCCCAACCCCGAAUUCCCAGAACGCCGCGGGUGGGGGAGGGGAUUGGGG
Passer domesticus (house sparrow) is the source of this 966-nucleotide messenger RNA. Its product is annotated as mitochondrial import inner membrane translocase subunit TIM50-like. The record is from RefSeq and is a predicted model, not a curated record. Gene Ontology annotation, cellular component: TIM23 mitochondrial import inner membrane translocase complex. NCBI's taxonomy places the organism in Eukaryota, Metazoa, Chordata, Aves, Passeriformes, Passeridae. Gene Ontology annotation, biological process: protein import into mitochondrial matrix.